AUGGCUUGUUUCAAAUACAAGGGAAUCAUUUUUGCUCAACAGUUUAACUCAGUGGAAAAACUCAGCUAUUUGGAAAAUGACUUUCAACUGUUGGAUGAUGAUAUAGUGAACGUGACUUACCCCAAGUCAGGUCAGUGUUGCAAUUAAGUAAAUAGACUUUGGAUUUAAACUUAAAGUAUCCAGUAAACCUGCCAGGUAUAAGUUUGCUUUUGACAUAAGUCAUGAACAACCACCAAGUAGCUGCAUAGUCCUAAACUUUGGCUUAAUCCCUGGAAACCCAUGAAAAAUGAAUGAGUUUAGUUUUUCGGAUGUUGCGAUAUAUAAGACCUUCUUCAACCAGGUAUCAAGGGGAAAAGUCAAGUUAGUUCUCCAUCAAUGGGUAACGAUUAGUCAAGGAGCAAUAAACAAAUAAAUUAUAAGAAAUUUACAAAUAAGGAAGGUGGACAGCAAACAAGUUGAAUAUCUGAAUAGACCUGUCCACCACAUGUGAAAGUUACAUGUUUUUCACUUUUUGAAGUGAAACACAGACAUUCUCUGAAUUUAGCAAUGCACUUCUUUAGCUAAGUAAUGUGUACAAAAAUGCAUAUACUAGAAUAGUGUGCAUAAAAUACGGUACAUACUUUAGGGGGGGUGAAUAAAAAUUUAUUAUAGUAAGGGAAAAUGCUUUGUAGAAAUGUGCAAGAAAAUUCACAAACUGACAUGGAAAUAUGGAGAAUUAAAUGUAAGAUUGCAAAAAGGAGAAAUCAAAAUAAACGUAUUACACCAUCCCUAGCCACUGUUGAUGUUCACAGAAAGAAGUGAAAGAACACUUGAAAUUCAUGGGGAUGUCCGGAAACCUUGCAAAAAAAUAACAGAGAUUUUCAAAUCUUUCUUUCUUUCUGUUAUGGCAUGCUUCUGUCAUGUCACUAGGAACGCUUUUGGUGCUGGAUAUGGGCGAUGUGGGUGAUUUCCUUGCAUGGGGUGCCAAGCCGAGGGGUGCAUAAUCACAAUCAGAAUCAUAAUGAAACCUAUAUUUAUUUGGUUACCUACUGAGAAGAUUUAUUAAAAAAGCAACUGUACCUAAAUGUAUUAUUGUGAAAAUGUUUUUUUGGGUGGAGGGGAAUUUUUGUCCUUGCUCAGGACACCAUAUUACCAAAGUCUAUCUCUGAUGCUGUGUCAGGAUAACCAUAUCUAAAUGUUGGUUGUAUAUAGACAAAUAUGCCAUCUGUCUGUUAUAGUCCUCAUAAUUAACACCCACCUAACUUAAUGAUUGAAUUAAAGCAACUUGGAUUGACAAGGGCACAGUAAGGUCACAUUUCACCAGGAUAAAAAUCCUGUGAAAACCCACAACACAGGAGCUAAAUCCUAGGGCUAGGAAGUCUAUAGAAAAGCUACCUAGACAGGACAAUUCAGGGAACCACAGUAAACUAGACUAAGAACCGCACAAGAAAACAGAAAUCUAGCAAGCAGGAAAGUCAAUGGGUAACUAAAUUAAAAGAAGCAAAUUAUCAAAACCAGCAGGGGUGUGGGGGUUUGCAUUGUUUUGCACCCUCUGCCAAUUGUAUGACUAUCUCCCCAUGGCACAGAAGUCAUGUGUAUGUCAGAGGUGCCAUGAGAUUCUGGUUCGCUGGGAACAAGUUCCUUCCCUUGAGGCCAAGGUGGCAGAACUAGAAAGAGUAGGAGGCAGAGAAAGUGGUGGAUGAGGCCUUCAGGGAUGUGGUAGCUGGGUGACCUUCCCACAAUGACAGCUCUCCUGCCGUCAGGAAGAAGGUAGGUCCUGAGAAAGGAGAACAUCACUUUGAAGAAGAGGGAGGCAUUCCCUUAGAAAGGACCCAUUUCUUGGGAGUUGGUAUUGGGACCUGUGCUUUUAAUUUGUUCAUAAAUGAUCAAGUAGUGAGGUGGCCAGGUUUGCUGACACUAAAAAUACAUGGUCAGCAAAAUGGCAAAGGCAAGUCAAUGUAAACAAGUGUAAAGUGAUGCAUGAUGGAGCACAUAAGAGGAGGAGACAGAUUCAUGGAGCAGGGUAUUAGUGGCUACUAGCCAUGAUGGCUGUGCUCUGCCUCCACAGUUGAGGCAGUAAUGCUACCAAAUACUACUGUCUGGUAACCACAGGAGGGGGAAUGCUCUUGAGCUCAUGUUCUGCUCUCUGGUUUCCCACAGGCUUUUGGGAGAAACAGGGAGCUGGACAGGAUAGGCCAUUGGCCUGAUCAAGCAGAUUUGAGUCUGUUGUCAUCUGCGCAACAACCAGCUAAAUAAUAUAGUCAACUUCACAACAGUAUACCAUCCCUGAUGUGGGGAAUCUUGCCGCAUAGGAGGAUGCUGAAUAGCUAGCAGGGGACAAAGAUCCAUUCGAUUGUUUAAGUUUCUCCAUUUGAUUUAGCAAGGGCCAGACAUUAAUGUACAAGUGGUUUUAUAGAAGAAGCCUCUGACUGGUGGAUUUUCUCCUAGGUACUCAUUGGAUGUCAGAGAUCUUGAGCUUAAUCCGGAGUCAAGGGGACCCCACAUGGGUUCAGAAUGUACCACUGACAGAAAGGGCACCCUGCAUUGAGUAUGCCGAUCAUUUGCAGAUUGCCUUGAAAAAUCCUUCCCCCAGGAUCCUGACUACUCACCUGCCAUUCCAGCUUUUCCCCAAGUCCUUCCUCCACUCCAAGGCCAAGGUGAGAGAGGAACGACAGACACAUCAAGCCUGUCUUUGGCUUCUGUGUUUCUGACACACAGAUGUGUGGGAUAUUGGAGCACAAACACUUGGCACAGCUCAUUUUUAGGAGGAUACCAUAUUUUGUACUAGAGGAUAGGGAGGAAUAUCAGAAAUCUCCUUAGCAGUUUCAUGAUUGCUCGAGAAAUUGAACUGGCCAUGGUCCACAUGCAUGCUCAGCCCAGGUCCUCACUGCAGGCUUCUCCUGUUUCCAAGUCAGGCUUUAUUUAUUGUGCUUUCAGUUUGCUGCCACACUCUGCCUAAUGUUAGGGUAGGGCUGCUUGGGCUCUCCCUAAAUGUGGCCCUGUCUUUGUAACAGGUAGUUUAUACUCUGCGUGACCCCAGAGAUGCCAUGGUUUCAGUCUACCACUUCAUCAAAGGCUUUAAAGAAUUGAAGGACCUUGGAACUAUGGAAGAGUUUAUGGAGAGUUUCCUGAGUGGGGAAGGUAUGGAAGGUGGCAAAUCAGCCACUCUUGUUUGCUGUGACCCAGCACCAGUGAUGUCUACCACCAGAAAGUAUUUAUUUUUACGUAACUCUAAAAGUCUCCUGUUACUGAUUUUGUUUGGUGUUUCCUCUACGUCUACAAUAGCAUUCUCUUCUCCCCCCCCCCCCAAUAACUCCUUACAUUUCACCCUUGCUUCCCCUUUGCUCUUCCAGUGGCUUAUGGUUCUUGGUUUGACCAUGUGAAAGGCUGGGUGGAGAUGAAGGAGAGAGCCAACAUCUUCUUCAACACCUAUGAAGAACUACGGCAGGUAAAGGUCCAAUUUUAACUGUGUUGACCUGCAGCCCCAAUUCUGACAUUAUUCACACAUGAAGCUGCCUUCUUUUUUGAAAGAUUCUAGUAAUAUCGGCUAGAAAGGGAUUCUGAGUAUGUGCAAAAUUCGGUGCUACCUCUACAUACACUGCAUAUCAUGGGCAGAGUACAUUUCCUUUCUUCUACUUUAGAGCAGAUGUGCCAAUAACCUGCUUUUCUGCCUCAAAGGUAAUGUCUCCUGCUAACUCAGGUGCCCCCUGGGUGUGGUGCUGGCUGAGGGGAGGUGGAGACAGAGUGGCUUCUGCAAGGUGACAACAGCAAAUUCCACAUCCUGAAGACAUUCAUUUUGCCCAAGGCACAUUGCAUACUGGUACUCAUGCUCUCUGUGUGCCACCUGAUCAAGGGCAAGCUCUCUACAUCACAUGAGGAUUCACAGCCAUUUGAUUUUGCUUUCUGCAGGACCUUCGAGGCAGCGUGCAGAAGAUCUGUCAUUUUCUUGGCAAGGAGCUGAACAGCCAACAAAUUGAGUCUGUGGUGGAAAACGCCUCCUUCCACAAGAUGAAGGACAACAAGAUGUCCAACUUUUCCUUAACACCAGACAACAUUUUUGACCAUACAAAAGCCACACUCUUGAGGAAAGGUAAAAACAUUGGUUGCCAAGGAAUAAAGCCAUAAUGCUCAUGCUAGGGGUGAAGAACCUCUUCUUUUUCUGUGGAUGUUUGAUGCCACACAGAAAAAAUCUAUCAGCAACCAGUCAAUAGAGCAUAGAGUCAGAGCUGACUGUCAACACAGUUUGCAGGUGCAGAAGGGGGUACAGUUCGCAGGAUUGUAUAUCUUCCUCUCUGUACAACAUCCCAUCUAAGUCUAUCUAUUUCAUGGGUAUCCAGAUCAAAAUAAGAAAUUAUUCUGAAAGAGGCAGUCUGGAGAACAAGGAUGUAUCUGCACAAUUUUGGGACCUGGAUAAUGCUGGGGACUCCCUGAAAACAGGUUGCAGAUUCUCCAGGCCAUUAAGACACAUCAGUAACAUCAGCUACCUGAGGGGUUGCCUGCCUCACAGUUGAGGACGAAGAAGAAAUGUCCCAAUUUAAGUUUACAUAAUUUCAGGUGAACAUCUUGGUGGUUGCCACUUGCUCUUGUCUUGUUCUAGGGAUCUGCGGGGACUGGAAGAACCACCUGACAGUGGCACAGAGUGAACACUUUGACCGUGUUUACUGGGAGAACAUGCGUGGUGUGAAUAUGACUUUCCCUUGGGAAUGA
This is a messenger RNA of Podarcis lilfordi (Lilford's wall lizard), 4686 nucleotides long. The record is from the annotation of a GenBank genome assembly. Lineage: Eukaryota; Metazoa; Chordata; Lepidosauria; Squamata; Lacertidae.